Molecule: messenger RNA, 10281 nt
Organism: Serendipita indica DSM 11827
Lineage: Eukaryota; Fungi; Basidiomycota; Agaricomycetes; Sebacinales; Serendipitaceae
Source: the annotation of a GenBank genome assembly
AUGAGGCUUGUCGAGCUUUGUAGCUCUGGAACGCCUAUUGAUCUCGGCAACAAUUGUAUUCGAGCAUGGUGGACCGGCUUACUGCCCGCCUCUGUGGUCCUGUUCAACCUGUCAAGAUAUACAUACAAGAAAGUUGUUCCAAAGAACUAUCGCCCACUUUCGUCGACAUUUUCCGACUUUCUCCCAUUGGAAGAGGCCGUCCAAUUGCAGCAGCUUUCUCCAACCAGUUCUAUAGUAGAGGCAGCCGGAAACCAUGAAGACCAUGAAGCAGUGGACAACUCUUACGCAGAAAACAAGACCAAAUGGAACCGAGGCGUGCUGGUUUUGCCAGCAGUCGUCGAGUUUGGAUUCUGGCUCACAUGGCUCAUUACUCACGUGUACCACGCCAUAAAUAACACCUCGGGAGAUGGGAGCCAUGCUCCUCCGACCUAUGAGCUCACAAAGGGGUCACUGCUGGCGCUUUCGUGGCUCUACGCAUGUAUUCGGCCCCUGUUCAUCCGCAAGCGCGUUCUGACCGCUCCAUACGACCUCUUCUCGCUCUACAUCUCGAUGCUCGUCGUCCUUGUCAUCAAUGUAGGAGCCUACUUAUUCAAAGAAUACGUUCGUGGCAAGCACGGAAUCCCUGAAACCCCUACAUCUCACUCACAGGCGGUGGCUAUCCUGAUACACCUCCUCUGCUUGUUCAUUCUACUUUUCGCUACACUCUCGCUUCCGAUGAAUGUUCCUCCCCCAGGUGUCAACGCCGAGGAGAUUGGAAAGAGUGUCACACCAGAGGACUACACUCCACUCUGGGGUUGGAUAACGUUCUGGUGGGUCCAUCCACUCCUGAAGAGGGGUACCGGACGUACGCUGGAGGAAAAGGAUGUGUGGGCGCUGUCGCCCGGACUCUCCUCCAAGCCCCUCUUUAUCAAGUUUCAAGCACUGCUGUCGACCCUCCCAUCUUUCGGAUCACCAGGAGAAGACAAAGUCACGAAACGUCGCAUGUCUCUGUUGAAGCAGCUCUGGAAAGCCAACUCGCUCGACCUUAUCCUCGACGCUCUACUCACGCUGACUUCUGUCAUCUUCAACUACGCCAGUCCCUUCUUCCUCAAGAAAAUCCUCGAUGCGGUGUCUCAACCCUCAUCUGGUGCUGGACCUGUCCUCUUAAGCAACUCAGACUCGUUCAGUCACCACUUAAUGACACUCUUACGCAAUCCUCGCGAAAUACGAGGGCAGGCAUAUGUUUAUGCGUUCCUCGCCUUCUUCUCCUCGGUCCUCAAAGCCCAAUCUGAUCUCCAGCAUCUUUGGUACGCACGGAGAGCUUCGACGAGGAUAAGAUCCGAGUUGAUGGCAGCAAUCUACGAGAAGAGCCUGAAGCGCAAGGACUUUUCUGGUAGUGUUCAAAAGGCUACUGAUGACAAGGUCAAGGGCAAAGGAGAUGCCGAUGCAAAGGGAAAGAGUAAGGACGAUACCAAGAAGGCUGGGGCGGAUAUCGGAAAGCUUGUCAACAUCAUGAGCAACGAUGCGAACCGGGUGUCUCAGACUGUAUCUGCAUUCACCAUGCUUUACGCUGCACCUCUGGAGCUCGUCAUUGGAUCAAUCUUCCUUUACCAACUUCUAGGCUUUAGCGGGUUCGCAGGAUUCGUGGUCCUUAUCAUCGGCUCCCCUCUCAACAACUACUUGAUGCGUCGAGGUAGGGAGAUACAAAGGGCGGUCCAGGAGGCCCGGGACAAGCGCAUGAAGGUCCUCAACGAGUUGGUCUCUGAAGCAAAGUUUAUCAAGUUUGGUGCCAGCGAGGAUAAAUGGAUCGAGAAGUGUCUUGCUGCGCGUGGAGUGGAACUAAAGUUGAUUAUCAGGGGCGUUAUAAACUCUAUCGGUUUCAGUCUCACUUGGGGCUUGGCUCCUGUCCUUGUGUCCAUCAUUUCCUUUGCACUUUACGUGUAUACGGGCCACCAUCUCACAGUAUCUGUUGCAUUCACCGCGAUUCAAAUAUUCUCAAUGAUCAAAACACCUAUGAACGUUAUCCCAGCUUUCCUUGCCAUGCUACUGUCGACUCAAGUGUCAUUGGAUCGCAUUAAUCAGUACCUAGACGAAGAAGAGGUUCCAGCAUUUGUCUCAGCUCUGAUAGAAGAGGACGAUACGGCAGUGGUAGCGCCAACAGGUACUUCAGACGAAAGAUUAGGCAUCAAGAAUGGCUGGUUCCGAUGGAAUCUGGCAGUCGAACCGCCAGUGAAGCCAAAAUCCAGCGCAAGUUGGAAGUUUUGGAAACGGCGCCAGGCAGACGGUAGUCAAUCAGUCCUCCCAACUGCAACAAAUGGAAAUGUGCAUCAGCGACAGGAUACAGAUGCUACGGCUGUCGAAGUGCCUCGAUUCGAGCUGCAGGAUAUCAACAUCAUCUUCCCUACUGGCAAGCUUUCGCUUGUGACCGGACCCACAGCCUCUGGCAAAUCUGCGCUCCUAAUGGCGCUCCUCGGCGAGAUGACACCAGUCGAGCAAGGGGCUUCUAAGCCAGUUAAUUUCUUGCCAAAGCAUCCAACGCAGUUAGAUCAAGAAACAGGUCUACGUAAUAGUGUUGCGUACUGUGCACAGACGCCAUGGCUCGAGCAUCUGACAAUUCGGGACAACAUUCUGUUUGGUUCGCCAUUUGAGAAGGCGAGAUACGACCAAGUCAUUGAACAAUGCGCCCUCAAACCGGAUUUGGACAUUCUUGAAGAUGGUGAUAUGACGGAAAUUGGAGCACGAGGUGUCUCUCUUUCUGGUGGACAGAAGGCCAGGGUGGCUUUGGCUCGGGCUGUCUACUCUAGGAGCAAGCACAUUCUCUUGGAUGAUCCUCUUAGCGCAGUUGACAGUCAUACAGCGCGCCAUUUGGUUGAUAAGCUGCUUCGGGGUCCUCUUAUGGCCAACCGCACCGUUGUUCUCGUGACACAUCAUGUCGAACUCGUACUUUCAUCUGCUCAUUACUUUGUUCGCAUGCUCGAUGGUCGGAUCGAUAUUCAAGGAACUGUCACAGACUUGCAAUCAGACGGGCGUCUCGAGAUUUUUGUUCACGAAGCCGAGGCAAACGCCGAGCCCGAGGUCGUGACCGCUGAAGAAUUAGCGGUAGCUGCUACCGAGGACACACAAGAAGCAGUCGAUGGUGAUUCGAAUAAGGCAGCACCUUCGAAGAAGAAGCAGGCGAAGAAACUUGUCGAGGCUGAGGCUCGUGCCCGUGGUAGUGUCAAAUGGAAGGUAUACAAGGCAUAUCUUGUAGCAACGGGAUAUCUUACGUGGGUUUUCCUACUUAUGAUUCUUGGCUUGUCCCAAUUAGGAGGCGUUACGGAAAAGCUUUGGAUGCAGAUAUGGGGAGAGGCCGGGAGUGCAACCGAAUCGUCACCAGCCGUACACUUCUCGACAUUCCACAGGACAAUGGCUCAAGAGUUUGCAUACCACGACGUCCAAAUUACAACUUCAUAUCGAUACCCAAAUAACACUUUCAACCCAUUCACGUCUACUGUCGCCAUCAGUGCGGAGAAUCCAUUCCCGACCGACCGCUUCCCUUCAGCGAAUGAGCAUCCACUGUUUUAUGUUGGCGUAUUUGCCUGUAUUGGAAUUGGUGUCGUUUUUGUCAACAUUCUAGGACAAAUCAUUUUGUCGAUUGGAGCAUACAAGGCCUCCAAGCAAAUGUUUGCGGACUUGCUCAAGAUGGUCAUGAGGGCCACCAUGCGUUGGUUCGACACCACUCCUACAGGCGAGUGCAUCGUGACUGUGCGAGCAUUCUCUGCGGAGCGACGAUUCCUCGAAAAUCUGCACACGCGGGUGGAUGACACGACCAAAUACUUUUACAACUUUUGGAUGCUCAAUCGCUGGUUAUUGCUCAACUUUGAUCUGCUUGGCGCAACCUCGGUGCUCCUUACCACCUUACUUGUUCUUGGAGGCUUCAUAUCCGACUGGCUAGCUGGUCUUACUAUCACCAGUGCUAUGAACUUUACUAGCAGUGUCUAUUGGACAUGCAGAAUGGUGACUCAACUAGAGCUAGAUCUCAACUCCGUUGAACGCGUCGUCGAAUACAUGGAAUUGCCUCAAGAGCCACCAGCGGUCAUCGAGAAUAGUCGACCACCAGCAUAUUGGCCAUCGAUCACCUCGAGUUCGGAGGCAAUAGUGAACGUCAAUAACUUGGUCAUCAAAUAUGCACCUGAUUUACCCGCUGUUCUGCACGGCGUCAGCUUUGAUGUAAAAGCAAGAGAGAAGAUUGGACUUCUCGGACGAACGGGCAGUGGAAAGUCCACUCUCGCCAUGUCUCUCCUGCGCUUCGUCGAGCCGACAGAGGGGAACAUUACCAUCGACGGUAUUGAUAUCGGCAACAUUGGAUUACACGACCUAAGAAAGCGAGUCACCUUUAUUCCUCAAGAUAGCGUCCUCUUCUCCGGCACCAUCCGAGAGAACCUGGAUCCAUUCUCCGAACAUACAGAUGAGGAGUGCCUAGAUGCAUUGUAUCGUGUCGGACUUAUCUCAGAGGCAACAUAUGCCUCGCGUCGUUCGACUCGUCCGUCGUCGGUUGUGGACGUAUCCCCUCCUCAAGAAGCAGAGGAGACUCCCUCUGUACCGGGGACGAGCACACCCCAGGACGAUAAGCUCUCCAAGGUCGAUUUGGACACUGACGUCUCUGCCCGAGGGGCCAAUUUUAGUCAGGGACAGCGACAGUUGAUGUCGAUGGCAAGGGCUCUCUUGCGUCAAAGCAGCAUUGUCAUCCUCGACGAAGCCACAUCCAGCAUCGACUUUAAAACGGACGCAAAGAUUCAAGCUGCAGUGCGCGAAGAGUUUAAGAAUUCGUGUCUGAUCACCAUCGCUCACCGUAUACGAACCGUAAUUGACUAUGACCGUCUGCUUAUCUUGGAUAAAGGGAAUAUUGUUGAAUUCGACACACCGUGGAAUCUUAUUCGGAAGGAGGGGGGAUUGUUCAGAGACAUGUGUCUCAAGAGCGGGACCUUUAGCAAACUGGAGAAGGCAGCCAAACAAGCGGCGAAUAUCGUCAAUGUCGCUACCAGAAGUGCAUCUUUGGACUCGGCCGCGACUCUCUUCAUGAAGCUUGUCGAGCUUUGUAGCUCUGGAACACCUAUUGAUCUCGGCAACAAUUGUAUUCGAGCAUGGUGGACCGGCUUACUGCCCGCCUCUGUGGUCCUGUUCAACCUGUCAAGAUAUACAUACAAGAAAGUUGUUCCAAAGAACUAUCGCCCACUUUCGUCGACAUUUUCCGACUUUCUCCCAUUGGAAGAGGCCGUCCAAUUGCAGCAGCUUUCUCCAACCGGUUCUAUAGUAGAGGCAGCCGGAAACCAUGAAGACCAUGAAGCAGUGGACAAAUCUUACGCAGAGAAAAAGGCCAAAUGGAAACGAGGCGUGCUGGUUGUACCAGCAGUCGUCGAGUUUGGAUUCUGGCUCACAUGGCUCAUUACUCACGUGUAUCACGCCAUAGAUAACACCUCGGGAGAUGGGAGCCAUACUCCUCCGACCUAUGAGCUCACAAAGGGAUUACUGCUGGCGCUUUCGUGGCUAUACGCAUGUAUUCGGCCCCUGUUCAUCCGCAAGCGCGUUCUGACCGCUCCAUACGACCUCUUCUCACUCUACAUCUCGAUGCUCGUCAUUCUUAUCAUCAAUGUAGGAGCCUACGUAUUCAAAGAAUACGUUCGUGGCAAUUACGGAAUCCCUGAAACCCCUACACCCCACUCACAGGCGGUGGCUAUCCUGAUACACCUCCUCUGCCUGUUCGUUCUACUUUUCGCUACACUCUCGCUUCCGAUGAAUGUUCCUCCUCCAGGCGUCAACGCCGAGGAGAUUGGAAAGAGUGUCACACCAGAGGACUACACUCCACUCUGGGGUUGGAUAACGUUCUGGUGGGUCCAUCCACUCCUGAAGAGGGGUACCGGACGUACGCUGGAGGAAAAGGAUGUGUGGGCGCUGUCGCCCGGACUCUCCUCCAAGCCCCUCUUUAUCAAGUUUCAAGCACUGCUGUCGACCCUCCCAUCUUUCGGAUCACCAGGAGAAGACAAGGUCAAGAGACGUCGCAUGUCUCUGUUGAAGCAGCUCUGGAAAGCCAACUCGCUCGACCUUAUCCUCGAUGCUCUAUUCACGCUGACUUCUGUCAUCUUCAACUACGCCAGUCCCUUCUUUCUCAAGAAAAUCCUCGAUGCAGUAUCUCAACCCUCAUCUGGCGCUGGACCUGUCCUCUUAAGCAACUCAGACUUGUUCAGUCACCACUUGAUGUCACUCUUACGCAAUCCUCGCGAAAUUCGAGGGCAGGCAUACGUUUAUGCGUUCCUCGCCUUCUUCUCUUCGGUCCUCAAAGCCCGGUCCGAUGUCCAGCAUCUUUGGCAUGGACGGAGGGCUUCGAUGAGGAUAAGAUCCGAGUUGAUGGCAGCAAUCUACGAGAAGAGCCUGAAGCGCAAGGACUUUUCUGGUAGUGUUCAAAAGGCUACUGAUGACAAGGUCAAGGGCAAAGGGGAUGCCGAUGCAAAGGGAAAGAGUAAGGACGAUACCAAGAAGGCUGGGGCAGAUAUCGGAAAGCUUGUCAACAUCAUGAGCAACGAUGCGAAUCGGGUGUCUCAGACUGUAUUUGCAUUCACCAUGCUUUACGCUGCACCUCUGGAGCUCGUCAUUGGAUCAAUCUUCCUUUACCAACUUCUAGGCUUUAGCGGGUUCGCAGGAUUCGUGGUCCUUAUCAUCGGUUCCCCUCUCAACAACUACUUGAUGCGUCGAGGUAGGGAGAUACAAAGGGCGGUCCAGGAGGCCCGGGACAAGCGCAUGAAGGUCCUCAACGAGUUGGUUUCUGAAGCAAAGUUUAUCAAGUUUGGUGCCAGCGAGGAUAAAUGGAUCGAGAAGUGUCUUGCUGCGCGUGGAGUGGAACUAAAGUUGAUUAUCAAGGGCGUUAUAAACUCUAUCGGUUUCAGUCUCACUUGGGGCUUGGCUCCUGUCCUUGUGUCCAUCAUUUCCUUUGCACUUUACGUGUAUACGGGCCACCAUCUCACAGUAUCUGUUGCAUUCACCGCGAUUCAAAUAUUCUCAAUGAUCAAAACACCUAUGAACGUUAUCCCAGCUUUCCUUGCCAUGCUACUGUCGACUCAAGUAUCAUUAGAUCGCAUUGAUCAGUACCUAGACGAAGAAGAGGUCCCAGCAUUUGUCUCAGCUCUGAUAGAAGAGGACGAUACGGCAGUGGUAGCGCCAACAGGUACUUUAGACGAAAGAUUAGGCAUCAAGAAUGGCUGGUUCCGAUGGAAUCUGGCAGUCGAACCGCCAGUUAAGCCAAAAUUCAAUACAAGUUGGAAGUUUUGGAAACGGCGCCAGGCAGACGGUAGUCAAUCAGUCCUCCCAACUGCAACAAAUGGAAAUGUGCAUCAGCGACAGGAUACAGAUGCUACGGCUGUCGAAGUGCCUCGAUUCGAGCUGCAGGAUAUCAACAUCAUCUUCCCUACUGGCAAGCUUUCGCUUGUGACCGGACCCACAGCCUCUGGCAAAUCUGCGCUCCUAAUGGCGCUCCUCGGCGAGAUGACACCAGUCGAGCAAGGGGCUUCUAAGCCAGUUAAUUUCUUGCCAAAGCAUCCAACGCAGUUAGAUCAAGAAACAGGUCUACGUAAUAGUGUUGCGUACUGUGCACAGACGCCAUGGCUCGAGCAUCUGACAAUUCGGGACAACAUUCUGUUUGGUUCGCCAUUUGAGAAGGCGAGAUACGACCAAGUCAUUGAACAAUGCGCCCUCAAACCGGAUUUGGACAUUCUUGAAGAUGGUGAUAUGACGGAAAUUGGAGCACGAGGUGUCUCUCUUUCUGGUGGACAGAAGGCCAGGGUGGCUUUGGCUCGGGCUGUCUACUCUAGGAGCAAGCACGUUCUCUUGGAUGAUCCUCUUAGCGCAGUUGACAGUCAUACAGCGCGCCAUUUGGUUGAUAAGCUGCUUCGGGGUCCUCUUAUGGCCAACCGCACCAUUGUUCUCGUGACACAUCAUGUCGAACUCGUACUUUCAUCUGCUCAUUACUUUGUUCGCAUGCUCGAUGGUCAGAUUGAUAUUCAAGGAACUGUCACAGACUUGCAAUCAGACGGGCGUCUCGAGAUUUUUGUUCACGAAGCCGAGGCAAACGCCGAGCCCGAGGUCGUGACCGCUGAAGAAUUAGCGGUAGCUGCUACCGAGGACACACAAGAAGCAGUCGAUGGUGAUUCGAAUAAGGCAGCACCUUCGAAGAAGAAGCAGGCGAAGAAACUUGUCGAGGCUGAGGCUCGUGCCCGUGGUAGUGUCAAAUGGAAGGUAUACAAGGCAUAUCUUGUAGCAACGGGAUAUCUUACGUGGGCUUUCCUACUUAUGAUUCUUGGCUUGUCCCAAUUAGGAGGCGUUACGGAAAAGCUUUGGAUGCAGAUAUGGGGAGAGGCCGGGAGUGCAACCGAAUCGUCACCAGCCGUACACUUCUUGACAUUCCACAGGACAAUGGCUCAAGAGUUUGCAUACCACGACGUCCAAAUUACAACUUCAUAUCGAUACCCAAAUAACACUUUCAACCCAUUCACGUCCACUGUCACCAUCACUGCGGAGAAUCCAUUCCCGACCGACCGCUUCCCUUCAGCGAAUGAGCAUCCACUGUUCUAUGUUGGCGUAUUUGCCUGUAUUGGAAUUGGCGUCGUUUUUGUCAACAUUCUAGGACAAAUCAUUUUGUCGAUUGGAGCAUACAAGGCCUCCAAGCAAAUGUUUGCGGACUUGCUCAAGAUGGUCAUGAGGGCCACCAUGCGUUGGUUCGACACCACUCCUACAGGCGAGUGCCGCAUUCUCAAUCGAUUCUCAAAGGAUAUUGAGACCAUUGACUCUUCAUUGGCGUAUUCUCUGCGCUCUACCUUGACCUCGAUUGCGGGCUUCAUUGCUGCCGUCUUGACUAUUGUCAUCAUCUUCCCGGGUUUUGUAGUUCCUGGUACGAUCAUUGGAUUCUGCUACUACAAGCUUAACCAAAGUUAUAUGGACACAGGACGCAACCUGCGUCGGCUGGAUAGCACAAGUCGCUCACCAAUCUUCGCAGCUUUUGGUGAGACUUUGGAAGGCAUCGUGACUGUGCGAGCAUUCUCUGCGGAGCGACGAUUCCUCGAAAAUCUGCACACGCGGGUGGAUGACACGACCAAAUACUUUUACAACUUUCGGAUGAUCAAUCGCUGGUUACUGCUCAACUUUGAUCUACUUGGCGCAACCUCGGUGCUCCUCGCCACCCUGCUUGUUCUUGGAGGCUUCAUAUCCGACUGGCUAGCUGGUCUUACUAUCACCAGUGCUAUGAACUUUACUAGCAGAAUGGUGACUCAACUAGAGCUAGAUCUCAACUCCGUUGAACGCGUCGUCGAAUACAUGGAAUUGCCUCAGGAACCACCAGCGGUCAUCGAGAAUAGUCGACCACCAGCAUAUUGGCCAUCGAUCACCUCGAGUUCGGAGGCAAUAGUGAACGUCAAUAACUUGGUCAUCAAAUAUGCACCUGAUUUACCCGCUGUUCUGCACGGCGUCAGCUUUGAUGUAAAAGCAAGAGAGAAGAUUGGACUUCUCGGACGAACGGGCAGUGGAAAGUCCACUCUCGCCAUGUCUCUCCUGCGCUUCGUCGAGCCGACAGAGGGGAACAUUACCAUCGACGGUAUUGAUAUCGGCAACAUUGGAUUACACGACCUAAGAAAGCGAGUCACCUUUAUUCCUCAAGAUAGCGUCCUCUUCUCCGGUACCAUCCGAGAGAACCUGGAUCCAUUCUCCGAACAUACAGAUGAGGAGUGCCUAGAUGCAUUGUAUCGUGUCGGACUUAUCUCAGAGGCAACAUAUGCCUCGCGUCGUUCGACUCGCCUGUCGUCGGUUGUGGACGUAUCCCCUCCUCAAGAAGCAGAGGAGACUCCCUCUGUACCGGGGACGAGCACACCCCAGAACAAUAAGCUCUCCAAGGUCGACCUGGACACUGACGUCUCUGCCCGAGGCGCCAACUUUAGUCAGGGACAACGACAGUUGAUGUCGAUGGCAAGGGCUCUCUUGCGUCAAAGCAGCAUUGUCAUCCUCGACGAAGCCACAUCCAGCAUCGACUUUAAAACGGACGCAAAGAUUCAAGCUGCAGUGCGCGAAGAGUUUAAGAAUUCGUGUCUGAUCACCAUCGCUCACCGUAUACGAACCGUAAUUGACUAUGACCGUCUGCUUAUCUUGGAUAAAGGGAAUGUUGUUGAAUUCGACACACCGUGGAAUCUUAUUCGGAAGGAGGGGGGAUUGUUCAGAGACAUGUGUCUCAAGAGCGGGACCUUUAGCGAACUGGAGAAGGCAGCCAAACAGGCAGCGAGUCAGUAA